Molecule: messenger RNA, 3571 nt
Organism: Ailuropoda melanoleuca (giant panda)
Lineage: Eukaryota; Metazoa; Chordata; Mammalia; Carnivora; Ursidae
Gene: BSX
Product: brain specific homeobox
Exons: 6
Coding region: 1635-2333 (232 amino acids)
Biological process (GO): regulation of DNA-templated transcription
Molecular function (GO): DNA binding; DNA-binding transcription factor activity, RNA polymerase II-specific
Source: RefSeq, a predicted model, not a curated record
CAGUGGAUGGGGAGGAGCUGAGAAAGAGGGAGAGAGAGAAAGUGUAUGUGUGUCCCCUGCGUGGCAAAUGGGAAUAUGGAGGAGGAAGAACAAUAGAAAAUAGAUAACAUUCUUACUUUCAAGGAAACAAGUUGUCACGGCUGUUCAGCUGUUUUCCUUUCAUUUCCCACCCAGCUUUAUUGACAUACUUGAUGCACACCAUUGUGUAAUGUUGGGUGCACGACAUGUUGAUCUGAUAGACUUCCGUGGUGUGACAUUACCACAGGAGGGCUAGCUAACACCUCCAUCCCUUUACGUUAAUUACCAUUUCCUUUUCCUGCUGUGAACACUUGAGAUUUCCUCUCCUAGCAACUUUCACGAAUCUACAUGCUACUGUACUGUUAAGGACACUCGCGGUGCUGUGCCUGAGACGCCUAGAGCUCUAUCCUGGGAGCCAGAAGUUUGUACCCUUUGGCCGACCUGUCCCCACCCAUGCUGUUGUUUUCAAAGGUCUGUACUUCAGUUGGAGACUCUGAAUCUGAGCAGAUGCAGGUUCCACACCCAGGGGUUGAGAAAAUAGAUUGGACUGGAAAGAAAGCAGGUGGCCAAUAAUCAUCUGAAAACUGGAAAUAUUCACCAGGAACCUUUUUAUCUGCUUGUUGAUUGUCUGUCAUGUUUCUGUCUGAGACCCGCUCGGCUGUUUACUAGGCUCCACACCCAGGACACAUGCUUGAGCUUGAAUUUACACCGUGAGACUGAGAUCUGUGCUGAGAUCCAGAGUUGGAAGCUUAACUGAACUACCCAGGCCAAGACUAAGAAUGAACAUGUGGUCUCUGAGCUCAUAACAACUGAAAACACAGUGAAGAAGGAAGCAUGGUUGGAAUGGGAACAACAGCCUUGGAAUUAAUGCUUUGUCAUGGAGGAUCUUCAAUACUGCACAAUUAAGAGUCCUUCCGUGCCUCAGCCAGCGGCUGAAGUUGGGUGUAGCAGAUAUGGACCUUCUUCUCACUUCUCCCCUUCUCCAUCCCGCUAGCAUGUCUCUAAACUUGGAAAACCCAGGACCAGAUGCCAAAAUAAAUGCCUUAUCCCCAUUGCUUUGGGAUGCUUUAAAUGCUUUUUGCUCUCUAAAGUGGAGUCUGUCGAAUGACAGAGACUUUUUCUUUUUAGCUUUCUUUUAAAAUGCCUGAGAGCCAAAAAAAAAAAGGAAACAAAGAAAGAAAAAAAGAAAGAAAAAGAAAAGAAAAGAAAGAGAAAGAAAAGAAAAAGCUCAAAUUGAGGUUGAGAGACCAACAUCGUAGGAGCAAGAACCCGGUCCGCUCCGCUCUUCCCGGGCCUGGCCGCUCAUAUUCAGCACCGCGGACAGCUCCCCGCCCCGCCCCAAGCCCACCGCACCCUCCCCUCCGCCGCUGGCAGCCUUGCCAUUGGCUCUCCCAGCUCCCCUCUUGAAGCUGCCAAUUCUACACGUAGACCCAACCUACCCAGGAGCUUGUCUUCUCGCCUCUCCAGCGCCCGGGGUAGCCCAGGCCCGGGAGAGAGCCGCGGGGCUUCCGAGUCUCGGAGGGUGGUUGUCGGCACUCGACCAGGCUUGCUGAGACGCUGCCCGCUUUCUACACUUCGUCCCCGGCCCUCGCCCUGUGACAGACGCUUGGCUCAAGAUGAAUCUCAACUUCACCUCCCCUUUACACCCUGCGUCUUCUCAGAGGCCCACGUCCUUCUUCAUUGAGGACAUCCUGCUGCACAAGCCCAAGCCGCUAAGGGAGAUGGCCCCUGACCACUUCGCCAGCUCUCUGGCCUCCCGGGUGCCUCUGCUAGACUAUGGCUACCCCCUCAUGCCCACACCCACCCUUCUGGCUCCUCACCCCCAUCACCCUCUGCAUAAGGCAGACCACCACCACCCCUAUUUCCUCACCACCUCGGGGGUGCCGGUGCCGGCGUUGUUCCCGCACCCCCAGCACACCGAGCUGCCGGGGAAGCACUGCCGCCGCCGCAAAGCUCGCACGGUUUUCUCGGACUCGCAGCUUUCCGGCCUGGAGAAGAGAUUCGAGAUCCAGCGCUACCUGUCCACGCCGGAGCGGGUGGAACUGGCCACGGCCCUCAGCCUGUCCGAGACGCAGGUGAAAACGUGGUUCCAGAACCGCCGCAUGAAGCAUAAAAAGCAGCUGAGAAAAAGUCAGGAUGAGCCCAAAGCGCCAGAUGGGCCCGAGAGCCCUGACGGCAGCCCCCGCGGCCCAGAGGCCGCACCUGCCGAGGCUCGGCUGGGCCUGCCCGCCGGCCCCUUCGUGCUGACCGAGCCCGAGGACGAGGUGGACAUUGGGGACGAGGGGGAGCUGGGCCGGGGGCCGCACGUGCUCUGAGCCGCGUGGCUGGGGAGGCCGGGAGGACGCGGCGGGGCGGGACGCGGUUCCCUCCGGAGCCGGAACGCUCGGACUUGGGUCCGGGGGCUGGCCUCCGAGCUGCGCUCCUGGAAGACAAACAAAACACACCUGUCAACCCUCGAACUCGCGCGGAGCCCCAGCGGCUCGGCCCACGCCCUCCCCCCUCUCCCUCUCGCCGGGCCCCUGCCGGGCGAGCGUGCACCUGCGUUAGCUCAUUCCCGCGCCCCGCGUCUUAAGUGGCGCAAGCUGGGCCCUGGGCUCUCGGCUCUCUAAAGCCGCUGCGAUCGCAGAGCUUCUCGGCCCUCUCUUGUCCGCUACCUGCCCCCAGCUCCGUUGUCCAGGCUCCGCGACCUCUCCACUCGGACCCUUUGCCUUUCCUUGGGUAGACCGAUUGGCUGCAGGUAAGGGACCGGGGGUGUGGGCCUUCCGCUCUGCGGGGAUCCAGGUAGAACCACAACCAGAUGCUUAAGAUGUCUGUGCCGGACAGACUCGCGCGCUGCUAGCCACUAACCUCCCACUGGGGUUCCCCCCAUCUCUAACUCAAAAACUAAGGCGACAACCCCUCCUCAGGGCGGCGCUUCCAUUCUCUCCCGUCACUGUUCCCCUCCUGAGCUUCCGGUUCGGCACCCUGGCACCCUUAAGCUUGUGGCCUCCGGGCACAGCCGCUCUAUGCGCCCCCCGCCCCACACCCGUCCCGGUACUGAGCGGCGACCAAGCGCGGCGAGAAACUUGGGCAGGAAAACUUACCGAGCAAUUUCUGCCUCCCGACCUUGCUGCACCUGUCCCGCACCUUACACGUCCCAUGGGCUACUGGUAUUUUAAAAGUGAGUGUUCCUUGGGCUGUGUGUGGAAGUGCUCAUUUUAGUUGCAUUUUUAAGGAAUGCGGAGUUUUAGCGAGACUAAAGCUAAAUACGCAUCCCCUUCCGGACGUGCACUUGUUUGUGGACUAUUGAGGUGGGGCAGGAGUCUGGCCCAGCGCGUCGCCCCUCUGCCUUUCCCCUAGGAGGUCUUCUAUUUUCUCCCCCGGCUUGCAGUCUCUUUAGAUAAUAAAGGGCUCGCCGCGCAAAACUGGGAACGAACCGAGUUUCCGGGAAUCGUUUGUUAACGCGUCCUCCUCCGCGCACGCCCCCUCCCCUCCGCCCCAGGCGGUGUCCAGGUCUCGAAAGGAAUGAACAGGGCUAAUAACCUUUCGUUGACCGAUCCCCUCACUCCCACCC